CUUUGUAGUCAUGUGACCGUACAACACAUCAAAAUGGCGACGAAACAAGUGGUUGGAUAUUUUCUUUUAAUUUUCGUUCAUUUUGCAAGAGCGAGUCAGCUAGGCUUCCCAGAUGAUGCAUCAUCAUGCAAAGAAGUUUGCAAAAAUGCUUAUUCACCGCAUACAUAUGAAAAGAGUACAAGUGAGGAAUCAUGUGACCGUGGUUGUAGAUGGUUUUCAAUGAUGGAAUUCCUCUGUGAUGAUGUCAACAAAACAAUCAAAGUUUGUCAAUCAUCUUGUAAAGAUGCCUUCUCAGAUAAUGAUGAUUUUGAAGCAUGCAAACUGGGAUGUAUCAGUCAAAAACCAUUUAGCUUGGAUUCCAUUCUUAAGGUAAUUGUCUUAUUUUAAGUAUUAUAUUUAGUUAACUGUUUUCAUCUCUAU
This is a messenger RNA of Ruditapes philippinarum (Manila clam), 420 nucleotides long. Its product is annotated as transmembrane protein 59-like. The transcript has 3 exons. NCBI's taxonomy places the organism in Eukaryota, Metazoa, Mollusca, Bivalvia, Venerida, Veneridae. The coding region runs from base 34 to 387 and encodes 117 amino acids. The record is from RefSeq and is a predicted model, not a curated record.